Messenger RNA from Esox lucius (northern pike), 3216 nucleotides. RefSeq names its product WAP, follistatin/kazal, immunoglobulin, kunitz and netrin domain containing 2b (gene wfikkn2b). Bases 743 to 2479 code for a protein of 578 amino acids. Gene Ontology annotation, molecular function: protein binding; serine-type endopeptidase inhibitor activity. The transcript has 2 exons. Gene Ontology annotation, cellular component: extracellular region. Lineage: Eukaryota; Metazoa; Chordata; Actinopteri; Esociformes; Esocidae. The record is from RefSeq and is a predicted model, not a curated record.
ACAAAUUGUCAUAUUAACAGAAACAAAUUCGUCGCGCAAUAAUUUUCAACAACAUAAAUUACUUCAAAACUAUUAAAACUAUUAAGUAUCUGUUCAGAUGAUGAUACCUUGCGGACUUAGCUAUCAUCAAAACCGUAAUCAACCAGUCAGUCAGUCAAAUUAAAGGCACGAAUAAAUAUCUAAAUUAUUAUAUACGAGUGGAUUUUCCAAAAAUUAUGUUUUAUUAGUCUUGACUUCAGACGUACCGUUUCAAUCUCCAAGUUCAUCGUGUCUUUUUUCUUCAUUGCGCAAGUAUUCAGUAACCUAUCGCCUUGCGUACAAGGCGCGUAAUGGGUUAAAUGGGGAUACCAGCUCUAUUCUUCUAACAGGCAGGUGUCCCACCAGUCCCAGCCCAGCUUUAGCACUCUUUCAACAUCUCAUAAGCAAUUAAACUGUCACUUGGGAGCAAGGGCGAGUUAUGUGGUCAGGAGAUCGCCUGGGAAGAAGCCGAUUGGAUCUUUUUGAGAAAAGUUCUGAAGUAUAAAUAGAGCAUCUUCAUCUUUCAAGAAUUCAGAUACCUGAUCGAACAACAACUUCACAGAAUAAUUUACCUCAAUUGAACUUCAACGUGUAGGCUAAGCUAUUGGACACGCGAUUUAUUAAAAAAAAUAGAUUUUUGAAUUUGUACUAUUACAUUUCAAUCAAUAUAGAAUUAUUCUCUCAAUAUCUCUCUAAAUUAUUUGAAAACUGAUUAACACCGGAGAUGUGGUGGUUGCUGUUUCCUCGUUGGAUCUGGUUCUUUGCGGGGCAGUCCGUGUUUCUGUGGCCGGACCAGCAAGUCAUAGCCAUCUCUGUAUCCCGGUUAGCCAACGCCCAUUCCGGGAUCUGCCCCAACGAGAUUAAUCCCAACCUGUGGGUCGACGCCAUGAGUACCUGCCUGCGGGAGUGCGAGUCCGACCAGGAGUGUGAGAGGUUUGAAAAGUGCUGUCCCAACGUGUGUGGGAAACAGAGUUGUGUGGCAGCACGUUACAUGGGCAGCAGCAGAAAAGUCAGUCCCGUGGGCUUGCCGAAAGAGGCCAUCUGUGCCAACUUUGUGUGCACCCAGCAGGGAUCUGAGUGUGACGUCUGGGAGGGCCAGCCCGUGUGCAAGUGCAGGGACCGCUGUGAGAGAGAACCCCACUUCACCUGCGCCUCGGACGGCAUGACCUACUACAACAAGUGUUACAUGGACGCUGAGGCCUGCUCCAAGGGAAACUCCAUCUCUGUCGUCACCUGUAGCUUCCAUCUCACGUGGCCAAACACCAGCCCACUACUGCCCCUGGAAACCACACACUUUCCAACUACCGCUCCCCCCCCGAAGACACCCACUCCCCCGACGGAUCCCCAACCGCCAGUAAUGGCCAGCAGCCCGUCGCAACAGUUGAUAAACGCCGGCGACACGGCCAGCUUCUUGUGUGUGGUCACAGGGUCCCCGCGGCCUGAGAUCAGUUGGCAGAAGCAACAGCGGGAGCAGGACGAAACAGAGAAGGUCGUGAUGCGGCCCAAUCAUGUGAUGGGAAAUGUGGUGGUCACCAACAUUGGCCAGCUGGUGAUCUACAACGCCCGGCUUCAGGACUCCGGGAUCUACACCUGCACUGCCAGCAAUCCCUCUGGCUCGGCCCAAGUCCACCACGCCCUCACCGUGGUGCCCGUGGAGCCCCCGAGGGGAGAACAGCCCAGGAACACGACCCGCUGCUCGGCCGCGGAGUGCCAGAAGCCCCCGGACACAGCGGAGGACUGCGUCGGUGAAGAGAGUGUAAGCUGGUAUUACGAGCCGCAGAGGAACAGCUGCUUCUCCUUCACUCACGCCGGUUGUCACGGCAAUGCGUACAGGAAGCCGUUGGAGACAUACGAAGAGUGCAUGUCGUGCUGCGGUCCCGAGGUCUCCGCCCCAUGCAGCCUGCCCAGCCUGCAGGGUCCCUGUAAGGCCUACGAGCACCGCUGGGCCUACAGCAGCAGCCUGAGACAGUGCCAGUCGUUCAUCUACGGAGGUUGCAGCGGUAACGCCAACAACUUUGAGUCCAGAGAGGCCUGUGAGGAGAUGUGCCCCUACCCUAAGGACCAACACUGUAGAACCUGCAAACCAAGAGGCAAGAUGGUGACCAGUUUCUGUGGGAGUGACUUUGUGAUCCUGGGGAGAUUGUCUGGGCUGAAGGAGGAGACGGACUCGGGCAAUGCCCUGGUCAGUGUGGAGGAGGUCCUGAAGGAUGACAAGAUGGGCCUCCGUUUCUUUGGCAAGGAGCUUCUGGAAGUGACCUUCCUCAACAUGGACUGGAACUGCCCCUGUCCAAACAUCAGCGAAGGUCAGGUCAUUGUCAUGGGUGACGUGAGGGACGGCAUCGCCGUGCUGCAGCCGGACAGCUACAUGGCAGCAUCCACCCCACGUAGGGUACGGAAGCUCAGAGAGGUCAUCAGUAGGAAGACCUGUGACAUUCUUAAAGUGUUCCCCACCACUCAGUAGGCCCGGGACAGAGGGAUGGGGAUGACCAAAGUACACAGCAAAACGUUUCAAAAAUGAAACACAGCCCUGUUCUCUGUUGUCUUUUUUUAAAUAGUAUUUGUACUAAUCUGCAUGUUGGCCAAAUGGUGGUUCCUCCCUGUUUUGGUCUGAGUGCUGGCUUCUAAUUGAAAAAACAUUUGUCAGGACACAUGAGACAUUCAUCAAGCCCUCUAGUUGUCUCACUCCCUCUAGAUGUGCCUUUCUGGAAAUCGACCCAGCAGACUUUGCUCUUUUGAAGUACUUAAAAGAAACACAAUGUUCUGGUGUUUGUAAUUUACUUAAAGUUGUCAUGGAUGUUUCUUUGGUUAUUUUAAAAAGUAUUUGUUGUCAUGUUACAGAUCAUUAAUUUUGGAUGAUUACGUUUUUUCCUUACCUAUCUGGUAGAACCAGUCCCACCGUGUCUGUGUAAUGAGCUGGAGGAUUUAGUUGGUCAGUGCGUUUGAAUAAGCUGUACUGUAAUAUGUUCUCUCCAUUACAUUUCUCAAAGAAUCAGAAUUAAUUUUUUACGAUAAAGCACCUUAAGGCUUGUUAUCCUGUGUUAUCAACCUCUUCUUUUAUGAUAUUGCUAUUUAUUGCUCUAUAAGCUGUUUGUUCUUCUGUUGACUUGCUGAGAAUUCUGCCCACAGCACUUUUUAUACAUUUUAUGUUGGAAUGUUUUUUAUUUUUGUAGUUUUUUAUGAUGUCUGUUCUAAGUUCAA